AGUUGUAGUCGUCGCGUUAGUCGGCCGCAAAGCCUAUACGUUGUACACACGCACAGCAGAUCGCGCGAUCGUCGGGAGAAAAGAUAUUAUUAAAAGUGAUAAUAAUAAACUUUUCUUAUAAUACAAACGCAUUAUUGUAGCAUACGGUUGUUUGUCGCGAAUCGACUCGCGUCUAUUGUGUCCUCGUCGUUCCGUCCGUUCGGUUCCGUAUAAAUGACUCGAUAAUAUUUUGUAUUAUUAUUAUAUUUCGCUCGGUAUACUCACUACGGGUUUCGACUUCCGAUAUUAAAUUCUUCCGUCGUUCGUUGUACAUAAAUAUUUUUUUUUGCGACCACAUCCGCGUACCUCGCAUAUAAUCAGCUGCUCGUAUAACACAUAUCUAAACGUGUCCUGCAGUCGUGUCAUGCCGUCGUGUCGUUGAGUCGAGUGAAUGCACAGCAGUGAUGUUGAUCGGCAGCGGUACUGCAGGCAACUUCGGGAGUUUCAACGUGGACCAUCCGGGUGGGCCCAGCAUCAUAAGCGGGCUACAAGGAUCGCCUCACCACGCGAGCACCGCCAGUCAACCCCAACAACAUUCGCCGGGUUCGUCGUCGGGCGGCGGUGGUGGCAGCGGCGGUGCCGGAGGAGGUAGCGCCAUGACGCCACUAUUGCCGUCGUUCGGGUUCACCCAGGAACAAGUGGCUUGCGUGUGCGAGGUGCUUCAGCAGUCCGGCAACAUCGAGCGGCUUGGCAGGUUCCUGUGGUCGCUGCCCAGUUGUGACAAACUUCACAAGCAUGAGAGCGUGCUCAAGGCAAAGGCCAUCGUGGCGUUUCACCGGGGUAACUUCAAAGAGCUGUACCGUCUGCUGGAGAGCAACCAGUUCUCCGCUCACAACCACCCCAAGCUGCAGGCGCUGUGGCUCAAGGCGCACUACGUGGAGGCCGAGAAGCUCAGGGGUCGCCCGCUGGGUGCCGUCGGCAAGUAUCGGGUCCGUCGCAAGUUCCCGUUGCCUCGGACCAUAUGGGAUGGCGAAGAAACCAGCUACUGUUUUAAAGAAAAGUCCCGGAUGGUGUUACGCGAAUGGUACGCCAGCAACCCGUAUCCGAGUCCCAGGGAGAAAAGGGAAUUGGCCGAGGCCACUGGACUGACUACAACCCAGGUGUCCAACUGGUUCAAAAACCGCAGGCAAAGAGACAGAGCGGCAGAACAGAAAGAUGGUAUGUCCGGCAGCCGGAGUCCAACGGGAAUGGGUGACGGAUGCGAGAAAAUGGUCGGUGGCCCUCCGUCCAACUUAGACUCUAGCUCGUCCGAAUCUAUUGACGGCGACAACAUGAAGUCGCACAUACACAUGCUGCACAAACCCAGCGCGAUAUCGUUCGGGCACUCUAUGAUCACAAGCCAGGACCAUUUGUCCAGUCACGAGAUGAUGUUCGGAGGCGGAGGCGACCUCAAGUCGUCGAUGUCCGGCGUCGGGGGCGUCGGCGCGGGCGGCAUGUCCAUGAUGGCAAACUCGGCGGCCGCGGCCGCGGCGUACCACCACCAGACACAGCUGAUCGGCGGCGGCGGCGGCGGCAUAGGAGGCGGUGGCGGCGGCGGAGGCAUCGUCGGCGGAUUCGGUUCGCCCAUCGGGAGUCGCCCGCUGAUCGCCACCGGUGUCGGCGGCGUCGGAGUCGGCAACGGCGACCACCACAGUCACUUGCAGCAGAUCGCCGCCGGCCAUCCUGCCGAUCCUUCGCUACUGCACGACUAUCAUUCCUUAUGACAGUGGGUGUCUGGCUACAACGGUGGCCAGCAAUGAUGUCGUAUAUGAUUAAUAUCAUAUCGUAUACAUCACGAGAGACGACGGAGACGCAUCACUCGCACCCGCACGCCGAUCGCACCCACACGGCACCCACACGCGCAGCGUCGGUCUACUAUGAACGCACACCGCUCGGCGGGGCUCGCGACACAGAGAAUUCCGCUCGAAAUCCAUCAGUGCGGCGGGGUAACAGAAAUAUAAUCCUUUACUCGAUUCGCACGGUGGCGAGCGAGUUCGCACUUUUCGUUUGCACGCGCGAUUUCAAUAUAGUUUUAAAAUAAAAUAUUCAUAUUGUACGACGUUAUUAUCGUUUCUCGACGGACGACGACGAGGAAAAAGAAAAACCGUCGACAAAUGAUGAUAUACUCGACUGGCCUCACUGGUCGUGCCGCCGCGUGUGGGUUCGUAUGUCGUCGGCAUCAAAACGUCUUCGGCACAAAAGACGCACCACUUAAUAUAACAUAUACCUAACACAUAUUAUAUACAUUAAACUUUAUAUUAUACGCAUAGGUAGUACGAUAUUAAAAUAAUAUUAUUUGUAUAGCGCGAGUGUAGAAUAUUGUUAUGUAAAAUAAUACGACUGAGGUACAGUGUACGCAGUACAGUGUGUGUGAUGUAUAUAGGUAAUAGUACACAUAAUAAUAUACAAUAAAGUGUUGUGUGGGUGGGGUGGGUCGGGGACUACUGCAGUGCACACGACUAUUAUAAAAAGUAAUAAAAAGUUAUAAUUAAUAGCAUUUAUAUGCGGUCCACCCUGGAAAAAUCGACUUUCUGCCAUGGCGAGCUGUUCGACUCUAACCGAAAAUAAUAAUAAUAAUAAUAAUAAAAAUAUGCAAUAUUACCAUAAUGUAAUACGUCUGCAGCGACGGACGUCUAUAAUAAACAACCCACGCGGGUAGGUUACUCGAUAAAAACCAUAUUUUACUCGUGAACGACCGCUAAUCGCGUUAAUUGAUUAUUUUCCAUGUAGUGUAUAGUGAUGAGGUAACGACGGUCCCUAUAUAAUAUUGUUAUUAAAUUUAUAAAUUUAUUAUAGAGGGUCACUAUAUUAUUAUUAUGCCGGUUUGCAUGAAAAAUGUAUUGCUUUAAUGGUUCGAUAAAAUUUAAUACUCUCUAAUCGCAGUCCAGUUAAUCAUAUGUUUUAGGGACUAUAUUAUUAGCUCACUAUAGUGAUUCAUUAUUAUAGACGUGUGGCAAUUGUUCACCCAUCAAGUCAGUCGGUUUUCCGAGCAUCUCGACGUUUUUAAUGUAAUGUACACAUAUAGAUAUAUAUAUGAUCUUUAUUGUAUUCAUCACAACCCCGGUUUACAAAAAAUAAAAAUAAAAAAUAAAUACUAUUUGUCCGCUACCGUAAGUCCACUCCUGCCCCGUAAAUCCGAAGUGUACCUACUGCGCCGUGCAAAUGUAUUAUGUAGUAUUGUAAUACAUUCAAUUAAUAUGCGACCCAUUUGCGCUUCGUUUUGUAAAUAUUAUUAUUAUGUGUUUGCUAUCCAUUAAAAUAUGUUCUAAUUAUAAAAUGCAAGGCGGAACAGAAAUACCUGACAGAUGUCAGUAUUAACUAACCAUGUAAUAAUUUUCAUUAUAAUAUAUAUAUAUAUUUUGGAAUUAAUUAUUAUGAUUAAUGCUAAUUAUAUAUAACAUAAUUAUUUAUAUUAAUAUAAUGAUAUUUUAAUACAAUUUAUUUCGUAGUUAAUUAAAAUUAAAUUUGUCAGUUAUUUCUGUUACCACUUGUGGUAUAUAUAUAUAAUACAUACCUAGUAUUCAUAUAGUCACUAUUCGUUGUUAAUAUAGUCAUACAUGUACGGUUAUAGUUCACAUUUAUACAAUUUGUAUAAUAUAUGGUUUACACUUAUAGAAUAUGUGUAUAAUUAUAGGUACGCAUAAAAAGCGAUUUACAUUUUUAUGCCUUGCAAAAAGAACAUCAAGUCAAUUUUCCAAUAUUAUGUACUCGUAUUAUGUAUUUCCUAGUUUGUACAUCAUUUUUCAAAAGUUAUGUAAACCUAUAUUAAAGCUUUAUAGUUUAUUAUGUUCGACUUUUUUACAUCGAGUUUUUUUUUUUACAACCCCUAUUGUAAUUCACGAGUAGAUCACAUCUUAGUGCUUGUAUCAUACUAAAUUCCCUAGAACAAAACGUUUUAGUUAUUCCCCCCCCUUUUUUUUACUUUUUCAUAAGAACAGACACUAUAUUCUUAAUUUUGAACACAUAUUCUUUUAACAAAUCAAACCGUAUUAUUUAUAUAUAAUUAAUAUUAUUGUAUUAGAUACUAUUUUUUUUAAAUUAUCAUAAUGUGUACAUUAAACUUUAAAAAGAUGAUAAGACAAACGGGAUUAAAAUAGUUCUAACGAUUUUUCAAACAAAAGAAAUACUGCAUUAUAUACAGUUCAUUUUAUAUGUACAUAUUAUUAUGUAUGAUAAUAAUUUGUUUGCCAAACCAUUUUUUUUUCCAUUUUGAGUUUUCGAAACCUAACUUCUAACCUACAAUAACAGAAAGUUAUUAAAUCAAACGGUAUAUUUUGUUCGUCGCGUUUAAAAAACAAAAAAUUAUACGCUGUGGUAAUACGCUAUAAUCUGCCACAGCAGUCGUUCGUCGGGAUUUGCCGAAAAUUACCUGCAAAGCAAAUCGGAUGUAUUAAAAAUUAAAAUAAUAAUAUGAAUAAAAAAACCUUCUUUUCGACAUUUCGUAUACGAUGUCAUCGUCGUGACCGUUCCGUCUAGACUAGAUCGAGCGCAGCAAACUGGUUAUUCCGUACAACUGUGAUUUCGUCAAUGAGAUUUAAAACUAUUCGAAAAUGGCAUCAAAAAACCAGUACCGGAACGUUACAAGCAAAAGAUUUAAUAAUACAUGAAUAAAUGGCGUAUUUUCACCGUCGUUUAGUAUUGUUCUGCGCAGCCGUCAUAAUUUGUGUUUCUACGUUUCAUUUUUUUUUCCCCGUCCGUUCCGCGCUAAAUCCUUGGUGACAAUUAGCGCGCAGGAUAUUCGGUAUCAUAUAUUACAGCAAACAUGUUUACAGAAACACAACCUCCCAAGGACAACUACACGUUUUCUGUAACAGUGUACUGAAUAAUAUAAUAUUAAUACAUAUAUUAUUGGUGUAUAGUAGGUACACCGUGUUAAAAUUAAUAAUUUUUAAUCACUUAUCGACUUGUCACUCUCCUCGGUAUACCUCCGCGAUCAUAUUAUAUUUUUUAUCUCAGCUAUAAAACGAAUGUGUUUUCAUUAAACACGUUGGUACGUUUUUGUUUCCAACGUCUUGAACAAAACACGAGAGUUUUACUAAGCAUACUAUUAACGAUUCUAACAUUACAAAAAAAUUGUACGCAAAACCGGUGACCAGUCGAUUCAUAGAACUCCAUUAAUAAAUUAUUUCAGUUAUACUAUAUUAUUAUAAUCACUUGUCGUUCAAUCUUUUACGGCUUGUGGACUAAAAAAAACCCAAAACAGAAAACGCUGUUUUUCGUUGUGAGCUAAGACGUAAGUCUCAGAACCCACGGGCCCUCCCAUACAUUUUUACUAGCCCAUAAGAUUUGAAAUAAUAACACUUUUAUACAGUAGUUAAAAUAAUUAAAUAUACGACUGCAUGAUGCACAAAACAUGAAAUGACGGGGAACGUCUUUCUUUUUGUCUCGUUAUUCGUACACCGAGUAUGAAAUGAUUAUAUUCCUAAUAAAUUAUAAUAGUUAUCAUAUAAUAAUAGUCGCCGCGGUCGUACUUCUUAAAGCCUUUAUUGCACAGAUCAAAAGUCAUAAGGGGCGAAUUGAUGAAAUUGUUUUGCCUUAAAUUAUAAAGUUUAUUACGAUUUCAGUGCAAAUCUAUUAUUGCGAUAAAUAAAUUUAAAAGUUAAAAGUCAAUAGUUUUAUAUACAGCAAUACAAUAGAUAAUAAUGAUAUUGAGUCGAACCUUUAAGUACCUAGCUCUCCUCACAAAGCUUAAGCGAGAGUGUAACACAAUGAGUAUACGCUUUCGUUUGGUCAUCAAGUUAUCUGGCCAUUUAUUAUUUGCCGUGGUACUUAAACUUACGAAUAAUAUAUUAUUCUAUCUAUCCGAAACGCGACUGUAGACUUAACACCAAUAUGA
This is a messenger RNA of Aphis gossypii (cotton aphid), 5854 nucleotides long. Its product is annotated as homeobox protein six1-like. Gene Ontology annotation, biological process: regulation of transcription by RNA polymerase II. Gene Ontology annotation, cellular component: nucleus; transcription regulator complex. NCBI's taxonomy places the organism in Eukaryota, Metazoa, Arthropoda, Insecta, Hemiptera, Aphididae. The record is from RefSeq and is a predicted model, not a curated record. Bases 444 to 1742 code for a protein of 432 amino acids. Gene Ontology annotation, molecular function: RNA polymerase II cis-regulatory region sequence-specific DNA binding; DNA-binding transcription factor activity, RNA polymerase II-specific. The transcript is spliced from 3 exons.